Molecule: messenger RNA, 1316 nt
Organism: Ceutorhynchus assimilis (cabbage seed weevil)
Lineage: Eukaryota; Metazoa; Arthropoda; Insecta; Coleoptera; Curculionidae
Source: the annotation of a GenBank genome assembly
UUUUUUUUAUGGUAGUAAACACUCUGGCCUUUCUUAAUUUUUUUUUUCCGAUAUUCCUAAUAUGCACUCUUCGGAAAAAUACCGAAAGGAAACCCAAAUGAUUGAUACAAAAAAUAUGUAGCCCAAGUUACGUGUUAAACUACAUGGAUUUAAAAUAUCUAAAAAUAGCGAUACCUAUCUUAAAAAACGGCGAAGCUUUUCAUUAGGGCAAAUAUGGUAAAACAGCUUCGAUGUACCAAACACCCUGUAUAUUAACGGCAAGAUCCUUUAUUUUUUAGACACUGAAUAUUUGAAUCAGAAUUUCCAAUUCUUAAUCGCAUUAUUUUUUAAACAAUGUCACACAUGAUAUUUUGCAAUAGUAUCAACCAUGACUCUGUUCCAAAGUAGGGAGUGUAUUUAAACUAUGGCUAAGAAUAUUUUAUUGUUUAUUAUGCAUGAGUUUUUUUUCCAAUAACCAAUUAUUUGAAUUUCGAGUGUCUUGCCAACUAAGUGCUUUUCAGUGAUCAGAAUUUAAGCAGUGAAAAAAUGGAGAAUAAUUUGAAAUUUGGAUUUAUUUUGCUUUAUGUAAUCUCUACAGUUUCAUCAACAACUUGGGUAAUACAAGGGCCACGUGCCCUCUUUGGAUUAGCAGGAUCAGCUUCAGCGUCAGCUUCAUCACCCUCUACGACUGCCUCGUACAUAGCGGACCUUAGAAGAAAAGACUCUAAGGCAGCUCAACUCCAAGAAGAAAAAAGUUUAGUUGGCUUGGAACCGUUAUCGGAAGAAGUAAAUAAGAGUAAUGAGGAAGCAAAUAAUAACGAAGCUUCACCAAGUUUGUUACAGAAGAAGAUUGGAAAAGUCCUUGCCAAGCUUCGACUGAUAGCCCAAAUCAAAAACGCUUAUCACUACAAGCCAGAGGAACAUGAGCAUGAGUCAAACAUAACAUUGACGUCACAAGAGAACACUACAGAAGAAAAUCAAACAGAAUCAAAAGCAAAUAUCCAACAAAUACCUUCAGCAGCAUAUGGAGUGCCUCUCAAUGAUGAAGAUCAACCAGAAAAAAUUCAAAUAGAAAUUAAUGAUAAGUUGGAGAAUGAUUUUAAGCAUGAAAGUGACAAAAUCAAAGAACCGAAUAGACUGAGCACCAUUGGAGUGUUUUUCGCAGAAAUAUUAGGUUCAAUUGUGGGCUUAACGUAUGGAGCUUUUGCACAAAUUACUAGCGCAAAUCAGAAUCCUGUCACUGCAAGCUCUUCCGAAGGGCUUUGAUGGUGUUUUCAUUUGUAUAUAUUGUAUUAUAUUUUUUGAUUUGAUAAUCAAUUAAAAGUUGUUGAAAUUUG